GGCCCAGGAGGCGGUACCCUGAGAGGCCCAACCGGAAGGCCGGAAGGAGCGAGACCGGCAGGCAGCCGGCCCACCUUUUCCGCUCGGGGCCCGGAAGGGUGAUGUGGCUGGGGCUUCGCCGGCCUCACUAUGUCUGCCAUUUUCAAUUUUCAGAGUCUGUUGACUGUAAUCUUGCUGCUUAUAUGUACCUGUGCUUAUAUCCGAUCCAUGGCACCCAGCCUCCUGGACAGAAAUAAAACUGGAUUGUUGGGUAUAUUUUGGAAGUGCGCCAGAAUUGGUGAACGGAAGAGUCCUUAUGUUGCAGUAUGCUGUAUAGUGAUGGCCUUCAGCAUCCUAUUCAUGCAGUAACUUGGAAAAAUACCUGAAUUUAAUUGCCAUCAGAUUUCAAUAUAAAAAGGGGACUUAUCUGCAGAAAAUAAUGCAAAGAAUGGAUAACUUUGUUUCAACAUUGAAUGAGAUAAAUUCCCAGCUGCUGUUCUCUAUUUUGUUAUUGGACCAAUGUUCUAUAUAAUUAGGAUGUAACUAUUUAAUACUUAAAGAGUUUGUAGCAAUCAAUCUCAGUACUGUCACUACCAUAUUACAUUCUGCAAAUGUCAUUUCGUUGUGUCCAAUACCAGUUUUUAGUGAGGUAUCUCUAAGGCACAUAGUAGAAAAAUUUGGUAAAUUAUUCAAGUUCCUUUCACUGUGACUUGGAAGUGAUAUAUCUUUAUGGAAUGAGACCGUAUAUUGAACUAGCUUUUUUAUUGGGGAAAAAAGGGGUUCAAUUUGUGUUGCUAAGGGUUGCAUUCAUAUUUAAUAAUACUUGCUUUACCUCUGGCCACACCAUUUUGAGCAUUAACCAGAGUACCUCUACUCUUAACGAACUCUGUAGUUUAUAGCAGGUUUUCAAACUAUUUAAAAUAGGCCUGUGCCGUUCUAAGGAGAAAGAUAAAUGAGAUGUGACUUGAGUAGUAGUGAGAAAGUGUUCAUAUUUAACGUGAAAGGAUUUAGAAUAGCUGAUUGGUGUAGUCGCUCCUGCAGCCUCUCUGGUUAAGUAUGGAUAAAUGUCUUAAGCGUAAAUUUGACCAGCUGUCAUUUUCUAAGUAAAACUAUAUUCUUAGAAUAAAAAGAACAAAACAGAACAAUUACAAAAUGAUAAUCCUGUAUUGUGUAGAGUCAGGUCUCCACUUAUUUUAAUUACCCUAAAAUACAAACUGUAUUUUUUUUGUUUUUUAAUACAGCACUUUGAAUCUGGUUUAUGUUUGUCUGUCAACUUGAACUGGAAUCUCUUAUGUAACUUAAUAGGUGAUGAUUAAUUGUUUUCAAAUCUACUGAUCCAUGGACCAUCUUAGCCAGAAAUUGCCCAUUAUAUAUAGUAUUAAUUAGUUAUUUUUCUCAGCUAAUUGUUCUCCCUAUAAAGGUAAAAAGAAAACAAAUUUUUUAAAGAAAAUAGAAUUAUUUUAAAAUGAGUCUGCUAGUAACGCUUUCUGCAGAAACAAGACAUAGAUCUGAAAGCCACCUCUUUUUAAAAAUUAAACUACUUAGAAAGAAUUCUAGGAAACAUCUAAGAAAAGCUGGGUAUGUGUUGCCAACUUUUUCUUUUUCUUCUUUUUUCAAAAGAUAAAAGCUGCUUGUAAGCUGACAAUAUAUUUUAUUUUACAUUUUUGGCCUAUCUAAAGCUGGUUUAAAGUGUUAUAUUUUGCUUUAGAUAGAGAAUCAGGUUAUGGUAAUUGUUCCUAUUCUGAACUUUCUGUUGGGCUUUGCAUUAGGUCAAGGAUUUUCAGGGUAUCCCCAAAAUAGUACUCUCUUGUCAGCAUAUAUACAUGCAGAGUAAGUCACCUUUCUGGGUCUGCUUGCUUAUCCAUCUGUUGUCCAACUCUGCUGCCAACUAGUCUUUCCAGAAGCUAUGUCAACUAACUUUUCACAUGUUAGAUGAGUCUAAUACAAAAAAAAAAAAAAUAGAUGAAAAUUCUAGGUAAUCAAUUCUAAGACAUUUCUUUAAUUUGGCAUUUUGGAGGAUAUAGGAGGAAGAUAGAGGAAGCAAUAAUUUCUUUGGAAAAUCUGUGGUAAUAUAUAAAAAUUUGAACUCUGUAGAUUCUGAACAGAGUGGGAGGCAACUUAUUUCUGACCCCAGCCAUUCUGACCUUUUGAGACCUAAGCUGUUUUGGAGGUGGGAGAAAGACACAGGAUUCUAUGAAUAAAGGCAGUUACCAUUUUCUUUAAUGUAUUGCUUUCAAAGAUUUACCACUGAAUCCUAUUCUAUAACCCAAAAGGCAGUGUAGGUAGUUUUAAGCCUAGGGAAUAUUCAGAUAUUCCCUUUGUGGCGUUGGUGGGAUGGGAGGAUGCAGAAGAGGAAUAAGGAUCAGGUUCCACAUCUGAUGGACUGUUGCUGUCACACAGUCUUACUGAGGGGCUGGAUGGCAUAAUGGGCACUGCAGUUCACAGAUUACUACGUUCAGUUACUCCCCCUAACCUUCCUGGCUUCAGAAUCUUUUUAUUCCAUCUCUCCUAGAAUUUGUUUUGUACUGAUAAUUAGUUCCUGGUUGGCCUCAGCUCUGCCAAUGGUAGGGGCAUGUCUUCUUUCUAAGCAGUCUUAAAAGAUAGUCAGUCAAAACGCCACAUAGUGUGUCGAAUUCCCUCUGUGGCUUAAAGUUUAGAAUCAAGUCCAGUGUCUCCUCAGUGCCUGUGCCGCUGGUCGAGGCACUAUCCUGAAUGCUCUUACAUAUUCAAAUUCCAAAUAGCCCUUUUGUGCUAGGGAUAACAGUAAUAUGCAAUGUGUAAUAGGCUCUUUCAUCUUAGUGAUAUGCAGACCAGCCUAGUUUAAUCUUAGGACAAAAUAGAAGUUUGAAUGAACUAACUUCUCCAAGUUUACAAAAUCACAAAUAAAACUAAGAUCUCUGCUUAGUUUUGUGAAAAGAACUAGGACUUGUAAAUAGAAUAUUUGUGUUUCAUUAUUCUUUCAAGAAACAUAUAGUAUAUUACCACUAAGGAUAGAUAAGUACAUUUUCUUCCUUCCAGUAGUCAUAAAGUAGUAGUGGGUGAAAGAGCAUUUAUAAUUGAGAUAAUGCCAGGUUUCUAGAAGAAAAUAAGGGUGACAACGCAGUCAGGGAUAUGAACUUCGAAAGAAGCAAUGCCUAAGCUGAAUUUAAGAGCAAUAUGCAAAGGCACCAGUGGUAUAUUGACCAUAAGUACCUAGCUUGUGCCACCUGGGGGUUAGUAAGAUAAGCCUAGAAAGGUAAGCAGAGGUUAGAUCCUAGAGGGUGUAUAUUUUUCUCAUUUCCUAUUACCUACCUCAAAAUUGAAGCUUAAUAUGUGUUCCCUCUUGCCUAACCCAAAAAAAAAAAAAAGUCAACAAAAAAAUAAAAUCCUUCCUUGGUGAAUAUAUAAACAAGGUUGAACAUAUAUAUUGGCCCAGGAAUACAAUAGCAUAUGCUUCAGAGACUCACCUGCUAAGUAUAUAUAGCAAUGGCAACCGGGUCAAGUAUUUUUAAGAACCCUAGUCACCCACACUCCAUCAGUGCCAAAGCAGCCAUGAUUGUUAAAGCACACAUCAGCACAAGAGCAGACAUUUCUUGGGUGUACAAAAAAAUAUUUACAAUAAGCAAGGACUUAAUGCUCUUUUCAAAGCCUGUGAGAGGUUACUGGAUCAUGGGAAGCUAAAAACAAGAAUGGAAAGACUGCUUUUUACUCUCUUGGUAUUCAGUAACAAUAGAUGUUCAGAAGAUAAGUAGCUGAGCACAGCAAGUACACAACUAACGUCGUUUUGUUAUAAUAUUGAUGAGAUGCCUUAGGAGCUUAACUCUUGUUUAUAUCCAUUAGCCUAUGGCGAACUUGCUUUUGCUGUACAUAGUUUUAUUGAAAGUCAGAACCUAUUGAUGUUAAGUGAGAACUCUAAUAGCGUUGUGGAUACUGUACAGCCUUGUUCUCAAUAACAAUUAGCAAGUUACACUAGCUUCCAGAAAUAGCUUCACAAUUAUGUCAUUUGUAUAUUGCCCUCCAUGGUGUCUUUUACUUUGCCCUAAAUUAAUCCCAAAUUAUCUGAAAUGCCACUCCAAUGUCAGAAAAAAGGGGGAGAAUUGGAAAUACAUUUCCUGUGAUUUUAAGAGUGCAAUUAAUCAUCUUUCUUUGGUUAGUCAUCAUGCCUAUGGUGUAUAAUAAAGAUCAAAAUGAACUCUCAA
Myotis myotis is the source of this 4157-nucleotide messenger RNA. RefSeq names its product transmembrane protein 167A (gene TMEM167A). The transcript has 4 exons. The record is from RefSeq and is a predicted model, not a curated record. Lineage: Eukaryota; Metazoa; Chordata; Mammalia; Chiroptera; Vespertilionidae. Gene Ontology annotation, biological process: protein secretion; intracellular transport. The coding region runs from base 130 to 348 and encodes 72 amino acids.